This is a messenger RNA of Penicillium verrucosum, 858 nucleotides long. Its product is annotated as thioesterase domain-containing protein. Gene Ontology annotation, biological process: biosynthetic process. Bases 1 to 858 code for a protein of 285 amino acids. The record is from RefSeq and is a predicted model, not a curated record. Lineage: Eukaryota; Fungi; Ascomycota; Eurotiomycetes; Eurotiales; Aspergillaceae. The transcript has a single exon.
AUGGACACCAUCUUCCAAGUCCAGGGCAGCCCAAAGUCGCGCCUUGCGCCCCUCUUCCUGAUCCACGCCAUCUCCGGCCUGGCCAUGCCAUACAACUCGCUCGGCUCUCUCGACACCCGCGGACGAACCGUCUACGGAAUCAGCUCCCCCCUCUACGGACCACGCCGGUACCGUCUACCAUCCUCCAUCGAUGAUGUCGCUCGCCAAUACAUCCGUCUGGUGCGCAGCAAGCAGGCCACGGGUCCGUAUGUGCUUGGCGGGUGGUCGUUUGGUGGCCUCGUCGCGCUGAAAAUGGCCGAGCUGCUUACCGCGCAGGGGGAGACCAUUCUGCACGUUAUUAUGAUUGAUACACCGAAUCCAAUCUCCCGUCCGCCUUGGGGCAGUGAGGGGCAAGAAGGGCUGGCGGCACUCACUUACAAUGCCAUUGCACAGCAGGCGGGCCAGCCGAUACUGAACGCCCGGCAGCCUACGCCCCCGGAGAAGGGGGAGGGGACAGGCGCAGAUGCGGAUGAUGAGUCCGCUGUCAUGUGGCAGAACAUGUACAAACAUAUCUACAAUGUGCUGGCGCUCGUGGAACGGGCUGCAGACGGGGAGUUUGUUGGCGCCUUGAAAGAGGUCAACGUUUCGUUUGUCAAGUGCUCGGUUCUGGAAGUGCCCCCCUCAAGCCUGAUCACGGAGUCCAGUAGGAAGUUUUAUUUUGAUCGCUACGAGGAUGAGUAUAUGGGCUGGCAGCCUGAGCUGUUUGCCGGCUGGGAGGGGUAUACUCUAGCGGCGGAGCAUAAUAGUGUGUUCGAACCUGCUCAUGUAGACGAUUUGACCGGUAUUUUGAGAGAUAUUGUAGGCAAAGUUGUUGGAUAG